AGUUCGUUGGUGUUUUUCAGUUAAUACGUUUGGUAUUUUAGUAACGUGGUAACAAGUAAAAUAAAUUCAGUGAAUCCUUUCUGCGUAGUUAUUUCCUGAAAAUCCAUAUCCGAUUGUUGUAAAAGACACAUAUUAUCAUAGUUUGUAGUGAACGUACGGGUGUAGACUUCAGGAUAUAUGAUUUAGUGGGACUUUAGUAUUCGUUUCGAGAUAUUAAGAAAAUGAUAAAAACAUAAUCAACAAAAAUGUGGAAAAACGAGAUGCACAUCGGAAAAGACCGAAAAAGUGUACACAACAUUUCGACAAUGCUGGCUAUCAGUGUAUUUAUAUUAUCAACAUUGUUUGUCCCAUUCAGCGAAGCGGAACAACGUAAUCCAAUGAAAAAUCCAUACGUAUGCGGACGACCGGAAUGUUCUACUGAUGGGAAUAAAUUCAACUAUGCACACAACAUGAGAUACAAAUACAAUUAUCAUGUCCAUGUGCGAUCAGAAUUUUCCGGGAGCGGAGAAAACAGUUCUGAUGUGUACAUCUCGGCAAAGCUUUUGCUUACAUUUCCCAGCAAAUGCCAAGGUGUGUUAUUAGUGCAGAACGUUGAGCUGAGGCAUAUGCUACCGCCCGAAAAGACUGACGAAGUGGAAACCGAUUAUUAUUUCGACUAUUCCGAAAAGGAGGAUCUGUCAUUGCAUCCGAAAAGCUCACAAUUUGGUGCAGACAUUCAAGAGCAUGAAUUGAGAUUUGCUUUCCACGACGGAGUCAUUGGCGAAUUGUGUCCGGAUGAAGCCGAAGAAAAUUGGAUCGUCAAUUUUAAGCGAGGCAUUCUGUCGUCCUUGCAAAACACAAUGCAACGGUUCGAUGUGGAUUUUAAUAGUACGGAAAGUGAUAUUUCCGGUACGUGCGACGUAGCGUAUUCGUUGAGCGGGGCGGAGGGAACCAGUUUGAUCAUAGAAAAGCGGAAGAAUAUCGAAUCGUGCAUCAAUAGGUACAAGACGAAUUCGAUUCUGCAAACGACGCCGUACGAUUUUCGAAAAAAUUUUGCGAUUUGGCCGCUUUUACGAUCGCAGAGUUCUUGCAAUCUCACCAUCGACCACAAUAUCUACAAAAAUGUGAAAUGCUACGAACGCCAUGUACUCGUCCCCUUUUCAAACAAUCAAAGCGGAGCGGCAACUGAGUCAUUCAUCGAACUGAAACUGACCGAUGAGGAGGAAUACGAACCGUCCGGCUUUGAAGAUGAAAAGGAAAUCAAAACCAGAUCGCCGCUGUUUUUCAAUCACUAUCCGACACCGAAACCGACACACAAUGAGAUCAAAGCUUCGCGUGAACUGCUGCGACAAAUGUGCAAACUUGGCUUUCCGGAUAUUCAACGGGAUUUUAUCGAUGCGUUCACGAAAUUUCUGCAAACUGCUAGGCUACUGUCGCACGAAGCACUGUACCAAUUGUUGUCGCGGGGAAUAAGCAUAUGCGAGAAUGGAAAAAACCAUUUACUUGAGAGUCUACCAUACAUCGGCAGUACUGCAUCAACACAACUGAUGCGCGAUCAAAUUGUGAAAAGGGCAAUUCCAGACGAAAUGGCCAAAUCAUGGCUCAUAUCUAUGUCAUAUCUACCAAGGCCAAGUGAAGACAUCUUAAGCAUUGUAUAUAGUCUGAUGGAAUACGGAACCGACCGAAACGAACCGGAGUUUAUCUUAGCAACGACAGCCGUCGCUCAUACAUUCUGUCGCAACCAUUUGAACUGUAAAAAGUCACCGGAACUUCAACAAAUCGUUACAUUUUUGGAGAGUAAUUUACAACUUCAUUUGGAUAGAAUUGGCGAUGAUUCAACUGGUCAAGAGAAGGCAUUGAUUCUACUUAAAGGUAUCGGCAAUGUGGGAAUACUGAGCAAGGAAUUCGUUCGGCCUUUUCAAAAUGUUGUGCUUAAUGAAACAUUACCGACGGAAAUUCGUCUUCAAGCGGUUUAUGCCCACCGUAGAUUGGAUUGUGAAAGUAACAAAGACUUCUUUCUCGAGAUCUACGAAAACUUUGCAGAGAACACUGAAAUACGUAUAGCAUCAUACCUACAAGCCAUGCAAUGUCCCAAUUACAUAGCAAUCAAAUCGAUUAAGUAUGUCUUGAAGACGGAAGAAUACAAUCAAGUCGGAUCAUUUGUAUGGUCACAUUUAACCAAUUUGGCAAAAUCAUCGUCUCCGGUACGAGUCGAAGCGCAAGGACUACUGCUCGAUCAUGAUCUGGGCACCAAAUUCAAAUUGGAUCUGCGGAAAUUCUCUCGCAAUUUCGAGAAAAGUAUUUUCUUUGACGAAUACAAUUUCGGUGCCAGUUCAGAAGCGAACUUGAUCUUCGGCACGGAAUCUUAUGUACCCCGAACGGUUUCGUUGAAUUUUACGGCUGAUCUGUUUGGUGAGUCGGUUAAUCUGUUUGAGAUUUCAGCGAGAAUGCAAGGAUUUGAGCAUAUGAUCGAGAAAAUGUUCGGACCGAAAGGACCGUUGAACACAGAGAAAUUUGCGGAACAUUUCAAAUUUCUGAGGAAUUACUUCAAUAAGAUUCCAGUUGUGAAUAGAGACGACAUUGAGAAUAUCGAGAAAAUCAGAUUCAAACGGGAUGCGGUCUCGGCAAAUGACGAUGAUGAAACUCCUAAUGAUCAAAAAGGCGCCAUUAGUACAAGCAUCCGCGACCUGGAUUAUAAAUUAAAGUACAACUUUAAUGAUCCCCGCGCCUCGUUCGGAUUGAAAGUAUUCGGAAAUGACAUCAAACACUUCACUCUACAAGGAGAAGCGAAUGUGGCACAAGCGGUACUCCAACACAACCCCCUGAAUUACAUUAAAGAAAUACUGUCGGGAAAGGAGAUCACCUACACCAAGUCUGGCGUGUUCCUCGAUGCAUCGUAUGACGUUCCACUAAGUUCCGGUCUACCAUUAUCCAUUCAUGCAUUUGGUGCGUCGUCCAUCGAUUUACGAAUGUCCGGCUACUUUAAAGGACCCGACUUCUGGUCGACAUACAAACUACACGUCGAGGGAAAGCUUAAGCCAAGUGUGUCGGUCGAUGUGAUUGGAACAAUGCAAUCGGAUUAUUUCUACGGUGCAACUGGUAUACGCGUGAAAAGUAAUUUGUAUUCGAGUUCAUCGUACGAUACGCAAUUGAAAAUACGAGGCGCAAAAUUGGCCUCGGUUCAAUUCAGCUUACCGCAAGAUCGGAACGAUAUUUUCAGUGCCAGGUCCGAGAUGUUGGUUUUACGUCACGAUCAAGACAUUGUGCAGAAGGGAAUCCCGAAACGAUACUCCAACUCGACUUGUACCUGGCCAUUUAUUGACCGUGCACUCGGCCUUAAAGUAUGCGCUGAAUACAGUUUACCGGAUGUGAGUAACUCAACGAUUCAACUACCAAGUUUAAUAUUGACUGGACCGAUCAACUUGAACAUCCACCUGGACAAAGCUGACCUCACAGCCAAAACAUUUUUGUUCGAGUAUCGGUCGGAAAACCGCACAAAUGGCUCGGAAACAUCGUUCGUGUUCCACACUCCCGAUUCGGUGAUCCCGCGAAUUUUUAGUGCCAACCUAACAUCGGGUGCUCAGAAUUGGGACGUAUCGAUGUCCUUCAGGAAUGGCGACUUGGUCCAUUCUGCGUCGGGAAAGUAUCGAAAUACGUCCGACGAAGUCAAGUUUGAAUUCUACUUAAUGCUGGACGGUAAGAAAAACUUUGAACUGGAGGCUGGCUACAAUAGAUCUGUUGUGAAGAACGGUUACAUGUACUAUCCGGGAAUCAUACUUAAAGUGAAUGAAGACAGAAUUGCCGGCGUGUCAGGUACGCUAAAAAUUACGGGAAAACGGAAUAUUGAGCAGUACGAUGUGAAUCUGGAGUUUCAAACGAAAAAACUUCGGGCACAACUGACCGGUCACGUUAUCAAUACGGAGGCUUCAAUUGAGAACCAUUUAAUGUUACAGUAUCAGUUUCUGAAUCACAAGGUCGAACAUGUUACACUUGACUGUGAAUUAGCGAAUCGAAGCAAAGAUCCGACAACAACAUACCAAGGAUCGCUGAAAGUAAUAUCGUCAGCUUAUCCUAAAUAUAAUUUCGGAACCGAACUGGACUUCAAGAAGAUAGAAGGACAUUUAGUCACAACCAUCAAGUUCAACAAUAACGAUGCCAACGUAGCCGAUGAGCUGAACACAAUGGUGCUAACGUUCAACUUUGCUAAAAGUGAAGGCGAUCCCGUUCGACACAUUGUUUCAAAGACAUCCGCAUCAGUUGCUCUUCAACGGCCCAAAGGACCUAUCGAUCUUAAAUUCAAAAUUAUGCACGAAGAGAAGAUUCACCGGGGAGUCGAGCACAACUUUUUCUGUGUCUUAGGCUAUGCGCCACAGAAAGAAGCGAAGGCAUCCUUUUCACUGUACCGAGCAAGUCGUUCGCAACUGAUGGUUCAUGUGGCUAUGAACGUUACAAUACCAGACUUUGAUUCGUGUGCUGCUUCCGUCAAGAUUUCAGAGAAAGCACGCAAUGACUAUAAUAUCAAUAUCAACGGUCGCUGGUUCUCCGGACAUUCCAUCAGCAUACAGGGCGUUUAUCAGGACAGAAGUUCAAACGUGAAAACGUAUCAUCAUUUGAAAUUGUCCGUCAUGAGUCCAUCGUUCAGCGAAACAAACGUCGAUCUGCGCUACUGGAGAGAUGAAGCUGAACUUCAGUUUGAAGUGCAGGCUGACUACAAUCAACAACCGUACGGAGUGUUGAUCAAAUUCUCCGAACGUAUCGAAAACGAACAGAAAGCGUUUGCUCAGAUCAAAUUCCGCGAGAAAGUUUAUUCGAUAUCGUCGAACUUGAUGUACGGACCGCCGAAGCAACUAUUUUUGGAAAUUCAUCUGGACAAUAUCAGAGAUUUGCAUCUAACCAUCCGGGGUGUGUCGAACGAGUUGAGGAAGGAAAUCGGAUUCGAAAUACUGUGGGACGCCAAUCGAGAUCCGACGCAAAAGUUUGCCGUUUCCGUCGAAUUUAACGCACCACGGAAGCGAGUGUAUGAUGGCAAUUUUCAGUUAUCCUAUCCCGAAAGGACGUUCAGCGGAACAUUUGAUCUCGAUGCGUCCACAAGGGAAUAUGCGGGAUCGGCCAGAUUCAGUUGGAGUGCUUAUGAAUCGAUUGAAGUGAAAUUACAGGCGGGCUCGAAAAUGGACGAUGUGAAGGAUGUGUGGGCAUUCAUAACCGUGAGCACACCCUUCGAAGGGUGGCGAACCAAUCAAUUGAACACUGGAUUUUACUUCCAUGACAAUCACUUUUUGACCAACGGAUCACUAUUUUGGGCCAAUAACCAAAAGCUUGCCCUAGCUGUGUUGGCAGACUACAAACAUGUCAAUCCAAUUUUCAAUCUGGAAUUCAGAUUUGAUCUUAACAGCACGAUCAAAGACGUUCCAACAGCUAGUGUACUUCUGAAGCAUUUCCAAGACAGCAAGAAAAUCGACACGGAAAUCAACAUUAGACAUAAGGUGAACAAUGCUGGCGAAACAGCUCCAACGGUUUUUGCAGCAAAAUCCGCCUGGUUGAUGGACUUCAAUUUACAUUACAAAAACGUGUCGGGCAAAGUGGAACUAGAAUCACCAUUCCAGGGAUACAGAACCGGUUCGUUGUCGACCAGAUUUUCCAUCAGCGAUAAACGGGAAUUGAAUGGCGGAGCUGAUUUGGCCAUCGAAGAUAAACGAUUCACGUUGGCCGUUCAAGGAUAUGUGAAAAAAUUGACCGACAAUAUGCUGGUGGCGAACAUUACCACUCCGAUCAAGAAAUUUAAGACCAUCGUGGGUCGGUUCGGCAUUAACGAAAGGGAACGACAUAUUGUGGCUGAAAUAAGGGCUCCUGAUCGAGCGUUGGGAAUUGAGUUGCUCUUUGCAGUGAAUGCAGUGGCGGAUUUUAAUACGAAAUUCAAUUUGGAAUUGCCGAUGGAAGGACUGGAGAAAGUGACUGCAGUCGCAAAAAUGAAGCCGGAAACUGUCGAGUUCAAGGGAUGUUGGGAUAAAAUCGUGCUAGGCUUUGAAGGCGUAUGGAGGCAUGCCGGCUUAAAUGACUUUGAAUAUUCUUACAAAGUGUUCACACCGCUGGCAAAUCUAACCGAAAAUGGUGUCGUCAUUAAGCACAUCUAUAGGAACCGCUUUGAUUUGGACUCUGAAUUGUCGCUGAAAUUAGCGUCUUUCAAUAUUGGAAUCUUGGUCAACGGUCAACCGAAACCAAAAAUCUUACGCCAACUAGCAGCCUCCAAAAGGGAUUCGCUCUACAGAAGCAUAUUGCGAACCGAUGAAUACUUAGGCACUGAAGAAUCUGAAGAUUCUGAAGAGGAAUCCGAACCAUAUGAAGAAGACGAAGAGGAUGACAGUUACGAGACGUGGAAUUUCAAAGGAAACAUGGAGCUGUACACAUACGUGUGGCCGAAAAUCGAAGGUUUCAUUGAUGUCGACGAAAUUGAAGACGUUACCGUCGGAAGUGGAAACUUAGUUCUGCCGCAAGGGGUCGUUAAGUUCAAAGACUUUCUCUACUAUCCCGAUUUUCUGACGAUACGAAAUACGUUCGAAAUCGACACUCCCUACGAAAAGUUGAAGGAAAUGAGAGUAGUUUAUCAUCACACGGCAGAGCUGGGCGCUCACUAUAUCAAUGGUAUGAGCAUCGAGUUCUUAAGCAUGGCAGAAAGGAAGGAAAUCGGAUUCGCUACGAAUUUUACUUACUCAACUGGUGACACUGAAUUGCGGAACUAUGAUCUUGGCGUUGAGGUUAAGCUACCUUCGAAAAUCCUACCCAAAAUUGACUUGAAGGGUAACGUUGAAAUCGACGACGGUGUCUACCGUGGAAACAUUUCGGUGAAGACAAUCAAUUCACAGGUUUCGUUGGCCGGAAAUUUUGAGAAAGAUGAAGGUUACUUGGAUACUGAUCUAACGUUCAGUCUGAUCGCUCCAGAGGUGCCACAGUACCUAUUGAGAACGUUCUUGAAAAAGGACAAAUCUGAAAUUGAAGAAUCGCUGAAUUUCGGCUACGAUCUGCUGGAAAAUGGCACUGAAAGUACGUUACACAUUGACACAAUUUGGCAUGUCGAUGUGCAGCGUGAUCGUUAUGUUAAAGGUCAGUGCAAGAUUAAGACGAAUCUGGUGCCAAUUAGUUCUCUGGAAACAUCUGUUCUGUUGGAAAGAAAAGACCAGCUUAGCAUGGCCAAUCUUAUGUUGAUCUAUACAACCGAUGAUGUCGUAUCGGACUACCGGGCUCGGUAUUCGAAAAACGGCAAUGCCGUCACCGCGGAGCUAAUAUCACCUAGCCGAAAUUUCGGAAACAUAUCAUUCGUUGGGCAAACGAGCAACACCGGCGUUCCUAACGAACUUCAAUUAACGGGACAACUUCAUAAGAACUAUCAAAUGUACAACGUUGAUGGCAUUGUUCGUGUCCUUUCCGACAUUCCACUCGAAAUCAAUCUAACGAUGACUCCGCUGAACAAACAACAAAUUCCGGCUAGGCUGCUUUACACCUAUGUAUAUUCCGAGGAGACCAAAACGCAAAAUCUUCACUUCAAUUUCAAGGAAGACGAAACAUUUGUUCAAAUCGAUGGAUCAAUGCAAACAUUCCACACCAAACAUUGGCUGUAUCAACUUUCCGUUUUAACAUCAAAUGGAAUUCUGUCGUCCAUUCCCGAUUCAAAUAGAAUCGGUCUGAACGUAUCUUCGACACCGACUGGAAUAAAUCAAUUGCAAGGCAACUUUCUGCUUGAGACUCCUUGGAAUCAUUUGGGCAUCGAUGCGGUCAAGGUGAAUACUAAGAUCAAAGCAACAGCAACGUCUGGCGAAACUCAUACAUCGUAUGCACUAUCGCCUAUUGAAGGAAAGAGUAUCUUGUCAUGGUCUUGGAUUCCAAUGGAAGAUAUGCACUUUGCUAUCGAAAAUUCCGUGGCGACAAAGCACGAUCCACAAAUUCAAGACGAGCGCCCGAAGUUGCUGAAGUGUGGUCUCAAAUACUUGAAUCCCAAUCGUAAUCGUCAACGUUUAGCCUGUGGCGCUCAUGUGAAUGUUAACAACGCUUGGCAGCUGGAAGCAAAUGGUUCGCUAAUGCAUAUAUCGAAUGAGGAUAUUGGCGUGAACAUCCAGCUUCGUUUACCGAAACCCAUUGGUGAUCUGCAUAAGUUAAGCGGUCGAUACAGAGGUAAUUUUGGAACGAGUGAUCCGAAUCUGGAUGUCAGCUAUGAGGCUAAGUAUGAAGCUGAGGAAUCGAAACGACAUUUCGCCUCCAGAGGCCAGUACCGCAAUGUCACCGAUUUACAGGGUUUGAUUCUGGUCGAAUGGGGUGAUGAUGUUAAUGAAGAUGUCAUAGAAACGAACGUGCAAAUGUUGCGUAAAGAGCAGAGAAGAGAGGUGUCUGCUCGACUGGUAACACCUCUGUACUCCGAGGACACGCUAUUCGCAAGUGGUUUCUUUGAUCGCCGAGAUCCGUACUAUUUAGUGGCUGGACACGUAAACUAUCCCGCUUCCCGACAAAUUGUCAAAGGUGAUGUGGCUUUCGCUGCAUUGAGCGACAUGAAAGGUUUUGUUAAUACAACGACACCGUUUCAAAAUUGGACGUGGAUCCAUGGAGACUUUGACUUUACCACAACGGGAUCCAAAUCGAGGCGCUAUCUCAAAGCUACUUGGCCGAAUGAUACGUUCUCGUUCGAUUUGCACAGUUACUACACAUCCACGGGUCUAUUGAAUCGUAACCUGAAUGGAAACAUCAAACUGGACUUUCCAGUUAGCACCCGACACUAUGCAAAUAUCGACUACAAUCUGAACACAAGUGAAUCGGUUACUACGGGAGCGUGUACCAUCGAUUACAACAGUAAGAAAGUGUUAAUCGGUCAAUACAGCUGCAAGACCGAGUCUAGAGCCGGAUACGACAAGGAUUUAGUUGACAUAACACUGCAGAACGACUUCAAGCCGAUCGGGAUCACAUACCUUCACGUGGCACAGAACACCGGCAUUGAUUCACCGCACUACGAUAUGAAACGUGCUGAAUUGUUUGAACUAGGUAACACUGCCGGGAAAAUCAACGUAACCGGAGAAUUUCACAUUCGCUCCACAUUGACCGGCCAGGACUACAAGGUAGUUGCUAUCCAUCCGAACCGAACAGUUAUCUUCACAUCCGACUUCGAUAUUCUGGACAGUACGUCGAAGCAAAAAUCGAGAUUAGAAUUGGCACCGAACGUGUGGAUUGCCUACGAUUUAGUGGUGACGAACGAGACUAGACUGGACAACGAUUCACAACGAUUCACAUUGGAAUUGUCCUAUCCGAAAAGGAAUCUUUCAGCGGAAGGAUGGUACGCUGUGACUGAUAAUUCAUUAGACUCGGAUCUAACAUUCAAAUGGGUGAAGAACGAAGACAAAUCUGAAGAAGAGAAAGUUGAUGACUACGACGAAUACGUCGAUCCGGAUGCUAUUGACGACUCUAAGCCGCGAAUCAUGAGAGCCGCAUUGCAGUGGCGUAAUGAACCUCUGCAAGGAAUCGAUAAACUCAAUCAAAGCGCCGUGUUUUCGAUUCGUCAUCCAUCGUUUCAGCAGGAUGUCACAUUCAAAGGAUCUCUUUACCAAAGUCCGAUCGAUUUGAUAAACGCGAAUUUGAUCAUCAACUACUGUGAAGAACCAGAUCAUCUGUUGACGAUGGCUGCUGUCGCUAAGGACCUGACUUCAUUCGCUGGUUAUCGCAAUUACACUUUCAGCAUUCUUGGUAAGCACGAAGCGUCGAAAUUCGAUUUGAGCGUUGAAGGAACAGCAGGAGCUCAGCCUGGUUUGUACGAGAUGAACAGCAACGGAAAAUACAGCCGCGAUUAUCUAUCGCUGCAAGAAGGGCUACUGAUGGCUAUGCUUAAUUUACGCUCGAAGGAAAUACUCUACGAGAAGAGUUCCCCGUUGGAAACGUUUAAACUGUGGGCCAAAGGAGACGGGCAAUAUCCGUACCUGACGAUUAAUGGAUCGCUCGAAAACACUCCCGACGAAAUCGAUUCGGAAGGAACAUUCUAUGUGAACAUCGAAGAAAAACUUGUGAAAUUGGCAGUGAACAUUACCCGAGACGCGAGUCAAAAUUUGCUAAUGCUCGGCUCGAUACCGGAUGCCAGAAGUGCAUCGUUCGAUUUAUGGAGAGAUUACGAAGACAUCCGUGUGGUAGAUAUUGCGUAUUACAUCCGAAUGAAUCAUUCACGCUUGAUCAGCAGUCAAUUGAUAUGGAGACCAAAAAUGAAAGCUGAAGUGGGCGCUAAGCUUCAGAACAUCACGACAUCGAUCUACGAAAAAAUGUCCAAAAAUAUCGACUAUUGGGUAAAGACACUGUACACUGAAUCGAAGGACACUAUAAAGGGAGUCUGGGACAUGGCUCAGCCACAUACACAAGUCUUUCUGGACGACGUUGGAGGACUACGUGUACUUCAAGAAGACAUCGAAGAGUUCCGACUAUUCCUCAACCAAUCCUACGAGGCCAACGAUUUCUACGUAAAAACUCUGGUUAACAUAACAAUGACCAUUCUUGACGAACUAGCCAUUCGUGACCACAUCGACUCGGUGCCGAAAAUUAUUAGUGAAAUGUGGCAGGUGCUCGGCAAUUCUGGCAAAGCCCUGAACAAAAGCUUCGAAUGGUUGGUUGAGUCCAUUAAAACGUCCUACAAAAAAGCAGUUGAAUUGUUGUCGGGUCUAUUCAACGGUGAGGCUAUGGUACAUUUGUCCGCUUUGAUGGAAAAAGGUGUGCAGAACUAUGACAAAUUCGUGAAGGAUUUACACCUGACGUUCAUCAAAUAUGUCGAAAAUAUCUGGACAAAGAUAACUCAGUCGAUUGUGGCUUAUUGGAAGGGAAUUCUACAUAAGCUGGAACCGUCCAUAAUGCGACUAUUGCAUUACAUAGAGACGGUUGCCUGGAAUAUCAGCAAGGAAGUUUUUGAUUUCCUUUAUCAGCGCACCAACGAACUAACUGGAACGCCAUACUUCCAUAAAGUCUCCAAUUUCACUCAAGACAUCGACCGAUUGUACCGCGAUCUUGUUUCCAACGAUGCCCUAACCAACAUUCGCAAAUACUCGGUACUGGCUUGGCAAUUCUUCAAAGAAAAGUAUUUCCGAUUGGUACCAUUCGGCCGAGAACUGAACGACGUCGUGACCGAACUGAUUGCCGAACUGAAGAAGCUACAAAAUCUCGAGGCCAUUCGUUUCGUUCAAAAUAAGAUCAAAGAAAUACAAGAGAAACUCGACUGGUUUGCUAAGGAAUUCCAAGUGGAAAAGAGGACGAAACAACUGUGGAUGAUGAUCAUCAAUAAGAUCAAUCACUACCAAGAAACGGCGCUACAGGUUGAGGACAAGUACCGUGAAGCGAAGACUAAAUUCAUUUUCAAUCCGGACAUUGGUUUGAUGAGUUUGGAACAGAAAUUGCCGAUGUCGUGGCAUGCGUUCAACGAGACGCCAAAGUUCGAAGAGAUCAGAGAACUGAAGAUGCUGUACGACGUGCAAGAAUUUUUCGGCGAACAGAACUUUUCGGCAUACAACAUCUACGCUAUGCUGGACUAUAAGUCCGUUUUGAAUACAAAGUCGCUAUUGCCACCGUUCAAAUCACAUUCCCUACUUAUUGGAUCCAGACACUACAUGACGUUCGAUAACAAUUUCGUUUCAAUGAUGAACAACCGACAUUACAUCAUUGAGCCCAACUUCAAGCAGAACGAUUGUUCGUACCUACUCGCCCACGACUUUGUCGAUGGAAAUUUCACAAUUAUUCUGGAACCAUCCAUAACAAACAACAAAAAUGAACUCGUCGCUACGCGGAAGCUGACCAUCAUAACCGAGGGACAGAUACUUGAAAUUGAUAUCUUUGAAUCGGCAAUUCGCAUUGGUCGCAAUCUUACCUCAACUCUACCAGUUCAAAUAGGAGACUCUGUGAUCUACCGUGUAGCCGAAGCCGUUGUUGUCAAAUCGGCCAAGGGAUUCCAUCUCAACUGCAACAUGAAAUUCGACAUUUGUUUGCUCGAGUUAGAUGGUUGGUAUUUCGGUAAAACGGCUGGUCUGCUGGGCAACAUGAACAACGAAGUGUAUGACGACACUACGUUAAUCAGCACAUCAAAAUUGGAGACGCAAUGGGCGUUGAAUGCUUGCCAAGAGAACGAACACAUUAGCAAUGCAAACGCAUCGCUGGUCGUUCUGAACACAUGCGACGCUUUUUUCAAGAGUAAAAUCUCCGAUUUCGUUAAAUGUUUUGCGAUUGUUGAUCCGACACCGUACUACUCGAUGUGUUUGGACCUGGGUGCCGAUUCAUUUUUGAAUGCCAUCAAUGAUGUUGAUGUUAUAAAUAAGGGCGUUUGUACGGCCGCCUUAGCGUACAUGGAGUCGUGUGCUGCACAAAAUGUUGCAUUGAGAGUGCCAGUCACAUGCAUUCAUUGCAAUUUAAUCAACGGAUCGUACGUGCCGGAAGGAACGUUCGUCAAUUUCAGUGAGCAGGAUGCACCGUCCACAGCAGACAUCGUAUUUAUCGUUGAGGCUAAGCCAUGUAACAAGGACAUUGUCAAGACGAAAAGCAUGAGUUCGGUCGUUGUGGCACUGGAAAAGGAACUGAAUGACAUGAAAAUUAAGGACAAUCGAUACGCUGUCAUUGCCUAUGGAGGUCUGCCACCGUUUGAUUCACCUAGAGCCAUUGUGUACAACAACAAAAUAUUCUCGAACAGCAGUCAGACAAAAUACUACUUCGAUCACAUCAAGACCGGCAACAGUAACGAGAGCGAUACAUUCGAAGCUAUUUCGGUGGCACGAGAUUUGAUCUUCAGAGCAGGCGCAUCAAAGACUUUUAUUCUACUUCCGUGUAACCGUUGCAAUGCUUCGAAUAUGAAGUUUGACUACUCGACAAUCCUGCAAGUCUUGCUGGAAGACAACAUCCCUCUGCACAUUUUAAUGGAUCAGGACUUUUCGCCGAGCAACAAACGAAUUGAACGAAAUCUGUUCGGAUACGAUCGAGGCACUGCUUACACGCAAAAAUUCCUGAAAGAGCAAAAACCCGAACCGGAACUAUUGAAGCAAGUCAAACUACCGAAAGAUGUACUGGGCGAAUGUAUGCCACUGGCAAUCCAGUCAAACGGAUCAAUUUUCACGGCUAGGAAACUGAAACCACUGAGCAAGGCCGGCAUUGCGAAGAAAUUCUCGUUGGUAUUCGGUAGACGAGUGGCAAAAACAGCUGUUCCAAGCACUUGCCAAACGUGCGAAUGUUCGGGACAUGACACUGGUAUGGCGUACAUGAGCUGCACAAGCUGUAAUAAUCCGAAUCCGUUGGCGUUGGACGACGGAUUCAACGAAGACGAUUAUUUGCCGUUUAUGCAAGAGGGAACUGACUUCGAUUGGGAUGAGUCGUUUGAAGAGGAGUCUGAUUAAGGUUCUAACGAUCGACGACGACGACGUUGUGGACGACCGUCGUAUGUGGAGGAGGAGUAGUUUUUAAUUUAUUUUUUACUUUGUACGCAAGUAGUGGAAACGAAAUAAAUUUUUAGAGAAAUUGGUAA
Molecule: messenger RNA, 13483 nt
Organism: Bradysia coprophila
Lineage: Eukaryota; Metazoa; Arthropoda; Insecta; Diptera; Sciaridae
Gene: Apoltp
Product: Apolipoprotein lipid transfer particle
Biological process (GO): lipid transport
Molecular function (GO): lipid carrier activity
Source: RefSeq, a predicted model, not a curated record